AUGGCUGUAGGGAACAAUUCAGCAGUAUCUGAGUUCAUCCUCGCAGGGCUCACAGAUGAUCCAGAACUUCAAGUCAUCCUCUUUGGUGUAUUCCUAGCCAUCUACCUAACUACUGUCUUGGGUAAUCUUGGACUGAUCAUGUUAAUCCAUAUCAGUCCUCAGCUUCACACACCCAUGUACUUUUUCCUCAGUCAUCUGGCUUUUGUUGAUUUCUGUUAUACAUCCUCAGUCACCCCAAACACAAUCAUAAAUUUUCUGCGUGUCGUGAGAAGUAUAACUUUCUAUGGGUGUGCAACCCAGGUGUGCUGUUUCAUUACAUCUGUUGUGUGUGAAAUGUGCCUGUUGUCAGUCAUGGCAUAUGAUCGGUAUGUGGCAAUCUGGAACCCUCUGCUCUAUGCCACCCUCAUGCCUAGGAAGCUCUGUCUCCAGAUGAUCACCAGCACAUAUGUCUAUGGAUUCUUUGUGGGCAUUGCACAGACAGUGGAAACAUUUCAGUUGUCUUUCUGUGGCUCCAAUGUGGUCAACCACUUCUACUGUGAUGAUGUGCCCCUAGUGGCUCUGGCCUGUUCUGACACUCAUGUCAAAGAGCUGAUGGUGUUAGUCAUCGCUGGCUUCACCACCUUUUGCUCUCUGGUGAUCAUGGUCAUUUCCUAUGUCUUCAUCCUCUUUGCCAUCUUGAGGAUUAAUUCCGCUGAAGGAAGACGGAAAGCCUUUUCUACCUGUGCAUCUCACCUGACCUCCAUAACAAUAUUUUAUGGGACAAUCAUUUUUAUGUACCUGCAGCCCAAAUCUAGCCAUUCCCUGAACAAAGAUAAAAUUGUUUCUGUGUUUUAUGUGGUAGUGAUUCCCAUGUUAAACCCACUGAUCUAUAGCUUUAGAAAUCAGGAAGUAAAAAAUUCACUGAAGAGAAUUACUGAAAAGUUGUCUUUGGCCAUCAAAUGA
Messenger RNA from Nannospalax galili (Upper Galilee mountains blind mole rat), 942 nucleotides. Its product is annotated as olfactory receptor 5AL1-like. Gene Ontology annotation, molecular function: odorant binding; olfactory receptor activity; G protein-coupled receptor activity. The coding region runs from base 1 to 942 and encodes 313 amino acids. The record is from RefSeq and is a predicted model, not a curated record. Gene Ontology annotation, cellular component: membrane. Gene Ontology annotation, biological process: sensory perception of smell; G protein-coupled receptor signaling pathway. The transcript has a single exon. Lineage: Eukaryota; Metazoa; Chordata; Mammalia; Rodentia; Spalacidae.